GUUCCAAUGAUGGUAAAUUGAGGAACAUAUUGUAUUUCUUCUUAUGAUAUAGCUACAUGCAUGAAAUUGUAUGCAUGUAUCAAAUCAUAUAGCAGUGGUUUUCUUAACUCUUAGGAAAUAAAUCAAAUUAUACAAGUGUAGCUAGCAAUAUAAAUUGAAAGAAAUGGAUUCAUUGACAAACCAACCUUCAAAGAAAUCGCGAAAUGCUAGCGGCGAAAAACCAAGUAUAAAAUUUGCAAGAAGAACAUCUAGUGGGAGAUAUGUUAGUUUGUCAAAAGAAGACAUUGAAAUGUCUUCAGAUGUAUCAGGUGAUUAUAUGAAUUAUACUGUUCAUAUUCCUCCCACUCCUGAUAACCAACCAAUGGAUGGUACUUCUGUUGCAAUGAAAGCUGAAGAACAAUAUGUUUCCAAUUCUUUAUUUACCGGAGGAUUCAAUAGUGUAACAAGAGCUCAUCUAAUGGACAAGGUUAUUGAUUCUGAAGUAACUCAUCCUCAAAUGGCAGGGGCUAAAGGAUCUUCUUGUUCAAUUUGUGAUGGGAAGGUUAUGAGAGAUGAAAGAGGAAAAGAUGUCACUCCAUGUGAGUGUAGGUACAAGAUUUGUAGAGAUUGUUUUAUAGAUGCGCAGAAAGAAACCGGCACGUGUCCCGGAUGUAAGGAGCCAUUCAAAGUAGGAGAAUACGAGAACGAUGGCCAGGAUUAUUCAAAUGGAGCAUUGCAAUUACAAGGACCAAACGGUUCCAAAAGAAAUCAAAAUGGAGAAUUUGAUCACAAUAAAUGGUUGUUUGAGACCAAAGGUACCUAUGGAGUUGGCAAUGCUUAUUGGCCUCCAGAUGAUUCAGAUGAUGAGGCUGGUCUAAAUGAAGGAGUAUUUGAUGGUUCCGAGAAACCUUGGAAGCCUUUGUGUAGAAGAACACCAAUUCCAAAUGGCAUCAUAACUCCAUAUAGGGCUCUUAUUGCUAUUCGCUUGGUAGUGAUGUGCUUCUUUUUACAUUGGAGAGUGACCAAUCCAAAUGAAGAUGCAAUAUGGUUAUGGCUCAUGUCAAUUACUUGUGAGAUAUGGUUCGGCUUUUCAUGGAUACUUGACCAAAUUCCAAAGAUUUCACCGGUUAACCGUAGCACUGACCUUGCCGUCCUUUAUGAGAAAUUUGAUGCUCCAUCCCCAGAAAAUCCCACAGGGAGAUCUGAUCUGCCUGGUUGUGACCUCUUUGUGUCAACUGCUGAUCCUGAAAAGGAGCCGCCUCUUGUAACUGCCAAUACCAUUCUUUCCAUAUUAGCAGUUGAUUACCCUGUGGAGAAACUCGCUUGUUAUGUUUCAGAUGAUGGAGGAGCUCUCUUGAGUUUUGAAGCGAUGGCUGAGGCCGCAAGUUUUGCUGAUUUAUGGGUUCCCUUUUGUCGCAAACACAAUAUUGAGCCAAGGAAUCCUGAUUCUUACUUUGCGUUAAAAAUCGAUCCAACCAAGAACAAGAGUAAACUGGAUUUCGUGAAGGACAGAAGAAGGGUGAAAAGGGAGUACGAUGAGUUCAAAGUGCGCAUAAAUGGCCUUCCUGAUUCUAUUAGGAGAAGAUCUGAUGCAUUUAAUGCAAGAGAGGAAAUGAAGAUGAUGAAGCAUUUGAAGGAGACUGGGGCUGACCCUUUGGAGCCUGUUAAAGUAUUGAAGGCCACUUGGAUGGCUGAUGGCACCCAUUGGCCCGGCACUUGGGGUUCUUCUUCUAGCGAACAUGCUAAAGGUGACCAUGCCGGAAUACUUCAGGUGAUGUUGAAGCCGCCCAGCCCUGAUCCGUUAAUGGGAAGUGAAGACGACAAGAUCAUAGAUUUCUCUGAGGUAGAUACACGUUUGCCGAUGUUAGUAUAUGUAUCUCGAGAGAAGAGGCCAGGUUAUGAUCACAACAAGAAAGCUGGUGCCAUGAAUGCACUAGUUCGAGCAUCUGCAAUCUUGUCAAAUGGACCAUUCAUUCUCAAUCUUGAUUGUGAUCACUAUAUCUAUAAUUGUAAGGCAGUACGUGAAGGUAUGUGCUUCAUGCUGGACAAAGGUGGCGAAGACAUAUGCUAUAUUCAGUUCCCCCAAAGAUUUGAAGGUAUUGAUCCCUCGGAUCGCUAUGCCAAUCACAACACUGUAUUCUUUGACGGAAACAUGAGAGCCCUCGAUGGUCUUCAAGGUCCAUUUUAUGUGGGAACCGGAUGCAUGUUUAGGCGGUUUGCAUUGUAUGGAUUUGACCCUCCCUCAGGUGAUUGGGACACAAAAGAUCCUAAACAUGAAUGUACGGAUGAAGUCUGUGAAACUACACCGGCCUUGAAUGCCAGUGAGUUUGAUCAAGAUUUAGAUUCAAACUUGUUGCCCAAGCGAUUUGGUAAUUCAUCCAUGUUGGCUGAUAGCAUACCAGUCGCUGAGUUCCAAGGUCGCCCUCUUGCAGAUCAUCCUAACGUCAGGUAUGGACGUCCAGGAGGUGUUCUUAGGAAACCUCGUGAACCACUCGAUGCUCCUACAGUAGCAGAAUCUGUGUCUGUCAUUUCUUGUUGGUAUGAAGACAAGACAGAAUGGGGAGAAAGAGUGGGAUGGAUUUAUGGGUCAGUGACAGAGGAUGUGGUUACAGGGUACCGCAUGCACAAUCGUGGAUGGCGUUCUGUAUAUUGUGUAACCAAGCGAGAUGCAUUUCGUGGAUCUGCACCAAUUAAUCUUACUGAUCGACUACACCAGGUGCUAAGAUGGGCCACAGGUUCUGUUGAGAUUUUCUUCUCCAAGAACAAUGCAUUCCUCGCUAGUAAGCGCCUAAAACUUUUACAACGUCUCGCUUACCUCAAUGUUGGUGUCUACCCCUUCACCUCCAUCCUCCUCAUUGUGUAUUGCUUCCUCCCAGCACUCUCAUUGUUUUCCGGAUAUUUUAUUGUGCAAACCCUAAGUAUCGCCUUUUUAAUCUACUUGCUCACCAUGACCGUGUGCUUGGUGGGGCUUGCCAUUCUUGAGGUUAAAUGGUCUGGCAUAGAGUUAGAGCAGUGGUGGAGGAAUGAACAAUUUUGGCUCAUAUCCGGCACUAGUGCUCAUCUGGCUGCUGUCAUACAAGGACUCCUUAAAGUGAUUGCUGGAAUUGAGAUUUCUUUUACUUUGACAUCUAAAUCAGGAGGAGAGGAUGACGAUGACAUUUUCGCAGAUUUGUAUAUAGUCAAAUGGAGCUCCCUAAUGAUUCCACCAAUUGUUAUCGCAAUGGUAAAUGUGAUUGCCAUUGUGGUUGCAUUUUCUAGAACCAUUUAUAGCGCGAAUCCACAAUGGAGUAAGUUUAUAGGAGGAGCAUUCUUUAGCUUUUGGGUUCUUGCACAUUUGUAUCCAUUUGCAAAAGGAUUGAUGGGAAGGAGAGGGAAGACUCCCACCAUUGUAUUUGUGUGGUCAGGUCUCAUUGCAAUCAUCCUUUCUUUGCUUUGGGUUUCCAUUAGCCCACCCAAGGCUACUGAUGGAGAAGCUAGUGGUGGAGAUUUCCAAUUUCCAUAAAUUGCUAAUGCUUGCUUAUGGAUUUGAUGCCUUGGUGAUUUCUUCGUGAUAUAUGUAUUUUUGCAUGUAACAAUGUUAGUAAUGUAUCUAUGUUAAGUCUAGCUCCAGAUACUUGAUGUGUCUUUGGUUACAUAUUAUAGGACUAAUUAAGUAAAUUUCUUUUCUGUUGAUUGUUGAUAAUGAUGUAGGCUUGAUUGGAAAAACAACAUGGAAGUAAA
This is a messenger RNA of Medicago truncatula (barrel medic), 3699 nucleotides long. Its product is annotated as cellulose synthase-like protein D4. Lineage: Eukaryota; Viridiplantae; Streptophyta; Magnoliopsida; Fabales; Fabaceae. Gene Ontology annotation, cellular component: membrane. The transcript is spliced from 5 exons. The record is from RefSeq and is a predicted model, not a curated record. Gene Ontology annotation, biological process: cellulose biosynthetic process. Gene Ontology annotation, molecular function: cellulose synthase (UDP-forming) activity. The coding region runs from base 164 to 3481 and encodes 1105 amino acids.